AUGGAUUUCUUUCCACAGGAUGAUUUAGGAGGACCGCUCAUGAUCCACCACCAUGACUGCAUGGUCCAGAUUGGAGUGGUGCGGUUUGAUUCAAACUGCCCGACGCCUGCAAGUGCUAGACCCUACAUCAAUACGGCCUCGUUUGCGGAUUUCAUCAAAAAUGUCACUCAAAGCGAACCGGCCUGCAUGGUUCCCGUCUUUCCAGGAAAAAACCCGGAAGCUGGCUUUAAGUGUCCACCAACUGAAACCCCAAAGCCUCCCAAAUGUCCAAAUCCCUCAUCACCCGAUUGCAACGAUGACAGCGUAUUCAGCAGUGGUGUGAACGUGAUCUCCUCUUUCCGCAUCAUCUCACUCUGCCUUCUUGGUUUUAUGUUUUACAGCACUUACUAA
This is a messenger RNA of Xyrichtys novacula (pearly razorfish), 390 nucleotides long. NCBI's taxonomy places the organism in Eukaryota, Metazoa, Chordata, Actinopteri, Labriformes, Labridae. The record is from the annotation of a GenBank genome assembly.